Acanthisitta chloris (rifleman) is the source of this 840-nucleotide messenger RNA. RefSeq names its product thioredoxin interacting protein (gene TXNIP). Gene Ontology annotation, molecular function: ubiquitin protein ligase binding. Lineage: Eukaryota; Metazoa; Chordata; Aves; Passeriformes; Acanthisittidae. The annotation marks the transcript as partial. The record is from RefSeq and is a predicted model, not a curated record. Gene Ontology annotation, cellular component: cytoplasm. Gene Ontology annotation, biological process: protein transport. The transcript has 5 exons.
AGCAGGACCCAGACUGGGAGGAGGUGUUGUUUACCCAACAGCUCCAGGUGGAUCCAAAGAAUUCCACUUUGGAGUUGACAUUCCCAUCUUUUCCAUCCUCAGAUGAUGAUGGUUCCGUCAUCCUUCGCCCGGGCAAUAAAUACGAGUACAAAUUCGGCUUCGAACUACCCCAGGGGCCGGUGGGAACCACCUUCAAGGGUAAAUAUGGCUGUGUGGAUUAUUGGGUGAAGGCUCUGUUGGAACGUCCAGCCUGUCCAACCCAACAGGUCAAGAAACGUUUUGAGGUGAUGGAUCCUGUGGAUGUCAACACUCCAGAGCUGCUGUCUCCAGUGGCAGCCAAAAAGGAGGAGAAGGUGACGUGUCUGUUCAUCCCUGACGGACGGGUGUCCGUCAGCGCCCAGAUCGACAGGAAGGGAUUCUGUGAAGGCGACGAGAUCUGCAUCAACGCCGACUUUGAGAACACUUGCUCACGCAUCGUGGUGCCCAAGGCUGCCAUCGUGGCCAAACAUACCUACUUGGCCAACGGGCAAACCAAAGUCUUCUGCCAAAAACUUUCCUGUGUCCGUGGCAACCACAUCAUUUCCGGCACUUCGGAAUCUUGGCGUGGCAAAACCAUCCGUGUCAAGAAACUCAAACCUUCCAUCUUGGGUUGUAACAUUCUCCGCGUGGAAUAUUUCCUGCAGAUCUAUGUGAGUGUUCCAGGUUCCAAGAAGAUUAUCCUGGAGUUGCCGUUGGUGAUCGGAAGCCGUUCGGGGAUCGGGAGCAGAAGCUCCAGUAUGGCCAGUCAAACCAGCUCUGAGAUGAGUUGGGUGGAUCUCAAUCUCCCGGAUGCUCCAGAGG